This is a messenger RNA of Sardina pilchardus (European sardine), 4386 nucleotides long. It is a transcript of the gene espn, whose product is annotated as espin. Gene Ontology annotation, biological process: actin filament bundle assembly. Gene Ontology annotation, cellular component: cytoplasm. The transcript is spliced from 14 exons. NCBI's taxonomy places the organism in Eukaryota, Metazoa, Chordata, Actinopteri, Clupeiformes, Clupeidae. The record is from RefSeq and is a predicted model, not a curated record. Bases 1 to 2655 code for a protein of 884 amino acids. Gene Ontology annotation, molecular function: actin filament binding.
AUGGUGGUUGAGCGGACACUUCUUGCCGCCCGGCAGGGAGAUGUACAAACUCUAAAAGUGCAACUGGCUGAAAAAGUUCUCAACAGUGAUGUGAAAGACUUGCUCGGAGCGUCCCCGGUCCACCAUGCAGCCCGGGCGGGGAAGCUGACAUGCCUACGUUACCUGGUGGAAGAAGCGGCUCUGCCUGGGAACAGUUUAGCAAAUAAUGGCGCUAGUCCCGCACACGACGCUGCUGCCACGGGCAACCUAGCCUGUUUGCAAUGGCUACUUACCCAAGGAGGCUGUCGCGCCACGGACAAGGACUGCUCAGGCGCCACGGUUCUCCACCUCGCCUCGCGCUUCAGCCACCACGAGAUCACGGACUGGCUGCUGAAGAGCGGCGAGGGUGACCCCGGCCUGUGCACAGAGUCCGGCGCGUUUCCCGUGCACUACGCCGCUGCCAAGGGUGACCUCCCCUCCCUUCGACUGCUGCUGGGCCACAGCCCAAACGUUGUCAAUUUCCAAACCAAGAACGGUGCCACACCCCUUUACCUGGCGUGCCAGGAGGGUCAUCUGGAGGUGGUCCAGUACCUGGUGAAGGACUGUGGGGCGGACCCCAGCAUCCGAGCCAAUGACGGGAUGACUCCUCUACAUGCCGCCGCCCAGAUGGGACACAACACUGUCAUUGUUUGGCUGAUGAGCUUCACAGAGAUCAGCCUGGCCGACAGGGACAACGACGGUGCCACUGCCAUGCACUUCGCGGCGAGCCGCGGCCACGCCAAGGUGCUCAGCUGGCUGCUGCUGCACGGCGGCGAGAUCGUUAUGGACGGCUGGAGCGGCACGCCUCUCCAUGACGCGGCCGAGAACGGCGAGCUGGAGUGCUGUCAGAUAUUGGUGGUGAACGGAGUGGACCUGGGCGUGCGUGACCAGGACGGCUUCACCGCUGCAGACCUGGCCGAGUACAACGGACAUCCCCAGUGUGCCAAGUACCUGCGCACCGUGGAGAACAUGAGUGUGGAGCACCGUGUGCUGUCCAGGGACCCCUCCACUGACCUGGAGUACAAGCAGCAGCCGGACUCUGGCCUGUCCUCCCCCAACGCCACCAUCUCGGCCUCGGCGCCGGCGGCCCACUUCGACCUGGGCUCGCCCUCCAGCUCGCUGUCCAACUACGACUCGGCCAACUCCAGCCAAUCCAGCACCGGGGAGAAGAGGAGCUCCUCGCCCCCCUCACGGCCCAACGCAGGCCCAUCUGAGUCGGCCAUCACAGACAUGCAGACCUACAUGGACAUGCUGGACCCCGACACCUCGAAGGGUGACGGCAGACGAGUGAGCGAGCCGCUACCGCCCCCGCCGGCCUUCCCGCCUCCUCCACCUCCUCCUCCGAGCUCCCGGCCUCCGCCGCCUCCGUCCUUCCCGGCUCCCAAAGCCCCCGAUGAGCCGUCCGCGGACAUGUACCUGAAGGUGAAGAGCAACCUCCGCCACGUGGACAGCGACGGCUCUAAGAUAGAGAUGGAAAUAUUUGGGAAUGAGCUGCAGGCAGGAGACAACCCGGACCGGCUGCGGAGGGUAGACUCCAACAGGAAGUCCAGGAGCUUCAACAAGCAGCCCAGCACAGGGGACUACUACAAGGCCCUGGGUAGUGACUCAGCUGAACCCCGCGCCACCAGGAGCAUGGCCCCCAACGAGGAGGGUUCCGUGCUAUUGGAGGAGCCAGCAGAGAACAGUCCGAGCCCGGAGAACGGUUCUGUGGAGGAACUUCCCCAGCCUCCCCCUCCUCCCCCCCUGCCUCCUAGCAACCCCACCCCUCCUCCGCCACCCCCUCCACCCCUGCCCUCUGAGACGGCCACUCCACCGCAAUACUCGGCCGCAGGCCACGCCUCCUCAGCCCAGCGCCGCUCCUCGUCCUCCUCUGGAAGUUCGAAAUCCUUCAACAUGAUGUCCCCCACUGGUGACAAUUCAGAGCUGUUGGCUGAAAUUAAAGCGGGGAAGAGCCUGAAGCCAACGCCCCAGAGCAAAGGAUACACCACCGUCUUCUCCAACAGUGGCCCGGGAGGCCCCAAUCCCGACAGCCCGACAUCGCCGCCGCCGCAGACCCGCGUCGUCCAAUCAGCGAAGCCCUCCUCCCCGUCCCCGCCCCCCUCCAACUCCCCUACUCCCGCCCCCACCCCGAGCCCCAGCCCCGCCAGCUCCGCCAGUUCGUCCUCCGCGCCCCCCAGGGGCCUGACGUCCUCCGGCAGCAGCGAGCAGCUGCCCCCGACGGUCAACGGCACGGCGGGCUCGGGGCAGCAGCAGGGGCAGCAGCAGCAGCGCAAAGGCAGCCUGGUGGACGUGGAGGCGCUGGUGCCCACCCACGACGAGCAGGGCCGCGCCAUCCCCGAGUGGAAGAGGCAGGUGAUGGUGCGCAAGCUGCAGGUCAAGAUGCAGGAAGAGGAGGAGCACAAGCGCAAGGUCGAUGAGGAGGCUGCCAAGCUAGCCUCCAUGCCAGCCUGGAGGAGAGACAUCAUGAAGAAGAAGCUGGAUGACGAGAAAAAAGAGGAGGAACUCGCAAAGAACGUGAAGGAGUCUGAGGAGAAGCAGGAGCUAGAGAAACUACGAACCUUAGGAUAUGAUGAAACAAAACUGGCGCCAUGGCAACGGCAGAUCAUUCUGAAGAAAGGAGACAUUGUAAAAGAGUAGAACCUCUAUACACCAUCAUCCCCCACCCACACACACACACACACACACCCCACCUCAUUCUUUCCUUCAGUCACUACCUGCCAUCUCAGACCACAGUUCUCAUCUGUUACCUGAUGGACCAGAACAAACCAGAUUGGGUCUCAAUCCAGCUUGCUUGUAGCAUGAAGCAAUGCCCACAAUGACAUUGGUUUUAUGCUCCGUGGCACAUUAUAGAAUAAAACAGUACUCUUUGACCAUGCAGGACUGCUGCACAUGAAUAGCUUGUAGAUGUUUCAUUUGGAAUAGCUCAUGGUAAACCAGUAGAUACAGAGGGAGGAUCAGGUCCUUGUCAAUAUAAGCUCUUAGCUGCAUAUGUUUCACAUGUAAUUUAGGGUCAAACCAUGUCACACACAGACUGGUUUAUCUACAUGUUUUGUUUCCUGUUAUUGUGCAGCUACUGUACAGUUCUUAACACGUAUCAUUUUACCAACCUAUGCAUUUCAGCAAAUGUACAGAACUACUGACUCCGAAUAUUAUCUUCAUCUGUCCAAUGCUUAUUUUAUCGCAAACAUGUAUAAGUUUAACAUAAGUAAUGUGUCUCCUCAACUAUAAGUUUAAUCAACCCUACAGCACAAUUUGUGGCACUGCUACAAUUAGGAAUAUGUUGAUACAUUGUAUGUUGAUACAUGAGAUUGAGAGGUUCAGGAAGAUGUAAUAAUUUGAGAAUGCACAAACAUUAUUAACGUUAUCGAGAUCGAUCAUGAGUUUAACAAUAUUUAAGACAUAAAAAAUAGUUAUGUCAUAUGCAGGCACAUGUUAUUUAUCUCAAAGUUCACCUUUUGGCUUAGGCCAGAAAAUACUGCCAAAAUGGAUUGAGCACUAAACAGAAGCUUAAUCCAAACACACUUGGAAGAUUCAUCCACGUAUACGAGAGGAGUUUGGAUUGAGAUUGGGCCAAUUUCAGCCUAGCUCUUCUCUGGCACGUUGCACACUGCUGAAAGACCCGUGUUAUAGUGAAAGGUGUUUUGUGAUGGCUUAAAGUCCUUAAAAUAAAUGUUGGCACACUUACGAGGACUUUGUCAAAUGUUUCCCAGCAUCACCAUCGGGCAAGCCACAGGCACAGGCAUUCUGAGUUUGAAUACAAAAUGGUGUCUCUGCUACCCCCUUUCUUAUACUUAAAUCCAUGCCUUGGUUUCCUUAUUCUCGGAUUAUUAUGGGACCAAAUCAGUGGUAAUAUCUGUAGGUCAUUAACACCAUAUCUCUGUAACAUGGCUUUCUUAACACUCCCACUUUUUUCAGAUGGACAUUAGAUUGUGCACUGUCAUUAGAUCCUGUUCAGCACAGUAGACCUCAGAAAAGUGCCGGAUGUGUCUUUUUGAAUGUGUGUGUAUAUAUGGUCUCUGUCCUUUGUCAUAAAAUGUGCUAUAGAUAAACUUGUCAUUUUAAUUGUACAUUUUUUGAUUGUAAAAACACCUAAAUUAUAUAUGAUAUAUAAGUAUAUUAGUGAUGCAUGGUCCUCGUUGAGUUAUCACUUGGGAACAUUCAAUUAACUUCAUUGGAUGCCAUAUUGAUGUUGAAAAUUCAAAAGAUGUAAAUGUCAUUGCCAUUAGAAGAUUUUUCUACAUUACUGCUGUACAUAGUGAGAGCUGAACUUCCACGGUCCUUUACUGUAACUGUGUAUCAACAUUGCAUCAGUUUCCUAUUCUCAACCUUGCUUGCAUAGGAUAUCUGUUUAUUAACAUAAAACUUCAU